Messenger RNA from Macrosteles quadrilineatus (aster leafhopper), 1031 nucleotides. Its product is annotated as cleavage and polyadenylation specificity factor subunit 4-like. The record is from RefSeq and is a predicted model, not a curated record. The coding region runs from base 96 to 968 and encodes 290 amino acids. The transcript has 6 exons. Gene Ontology annotation, molecular function: zinc ion binding; RNA binding. Lineage: Eukaryota; Metazoa; Arthropoda; Insecta; Hemiptera; Cicadellidae.
GCAGGUUGCUGCAGAAGCAUCAACCUAUUUCGAUUAUUUAUUUUGUUUAUGUGGAAAUAUUUUGUUUAUUUAAAUUAAAUCCUGCAUUUUUAAUCAUGGAGUUUAUCGUAGCAAGUGUUGAAAAUAUGAAAUUUAAUAUUGAAAUAGCGUUAGAAGAACAACAUGGAUGCUUACCAUUACCAUUUUCUGGAAUGGAUAAAUCAAUUGCUGGUGUUUGUGAAUUCUUCCCGAAAGGAUCAUGUGCGAAAGGAACAUCAUGUCCACUCAGACAUGUCAAGGGAGACAGAACUAUCGUCUGCAAACAUUGGCUCCGAGGGCUUUGCAAAAAAGGAGAUCUUUGCGAGUUCCUUCACGAGUACGACAUGACAAAAAUGCCAGAGUGCUACUUUUAUUCCAGAUUUAACGCCUGCCACAACAAGGAGUGUCCGUUUCUUCACAUAGACCCGGAGAGUAAGAUAAAAGACUGCCCUUGGUACGACAGAGGGUUCUGCCGGCAUGGACCUAACUGCCGUCAUCGCCAUGUACGCAGAGUCUUGUGUAUCAACUACUUAGCCGGGUUCUGUUCUGACGGACCAGAGUGCAAAUUCAUGCAUCCGAGGUUCGAGCUGCCGGCAGCCGAUGUUAAUCAGAAGGAAGGCAAGAAAGUGGUGAUUGUUUGUCACUUCUGCGGUGAGUCUGGACACAAAGCCCUCUACUGCCACAAGAUGCCUGCGGAUAUGAAGGAGGCGGAAGCGAAACAAUUGGGAGUCAAGGUGCCACAGUUUAUUACCAAGACGGACGAAAGUGGUAAAGAAAUCAUUAUUGGUACCAAACCUGCACUCAAACCACUGGAGGAAGUCACCUGUUUCAAGUGUGGAUGCAAGGGCCACUAUGCCAACAAAUGUCCCAAGGGUCACCUGGCGUUUCUCGCUCUCAGUCAAAACCAAAAUCAACCUAAUCCUCAAUACAUCAAAAGAUUAUUAUCAUAAGUUUGCUUUUAUAAUUAUUUAUAAUUUAAUUUUAAGGUCAAAUGAAGUGUAUUUCUAUCAUAA